CCCAACUCCCCAUAUAUAUACCCCCAUUCUCUCUCUAUCCUUCUCCAUUCAAAAUUCACAGCCUCCAUACCUGUCUGCUUUCCACAAUGGCACUUCCUAAUCAACAAACUGUGGAUUAUCCAAGCUUCAAGCUCGUGAUCGUUGGUGAUGGCGGCACUGGAAAAACGACAUUCGUGAAACGACAUCUUACGGGAGAGUUUGAGAAGAAAUACGAACCUACGAUUGGUGUUGAAGUUCAUCCACUGGAUUUCUUCACCAACUGUGGGAAGAUAAGGUUUUACUGUUGGGAUACUGCUGGGCAAGAGAAAUUUGGUGGACUCAGAGAUGGUUAUUAUAUCCAUGGGCAAUGUGCCAUCAUAAUGUUUGAUGUCACUGCACGUUUGACCUACAAGAAUGUUCCUACAUGGCACCGGGAUCUCUGCAGGGUUUGCGAGAAUAUCCCAAUUGUUUUGUGUGGAAACAAGGUUGAUGUAAAGAACAGGCAGGUCAAAGCAAAGCAGGUCACAUUCCAUAGAAAGAAGAAUCUUCAGUACUAUGAGAUUUCUGCAAAGAGCAACUACAACUUUGAGAAACCUUUCCUAUAUCUUGCUAGAAAACUUGCUGGGGAUCCUAAUCUUCACUUUGUUGAAUCUCCUGCUCUUGCUCCUCCAGAAGUUCAAAUUGACAUUGCUGCACAACAAUUGCAUGAAGCUGAACUGCGGGAUGCUGCUGCUCAGCCCCUUCCUGAUGACGAUGAUGAUGCAUUUGACUAAGUGACUUUUCCAUUUUAUUCAAUUUGACACAGGAGUUUGCUUGUGAUGAUAUUCUCCCACAAUUAAUGCUUUCAUUUGUUUGUCACUUUUUGUGGAUCAGAUGGGGUUUCAAUGGCUAAAACUGUGUUGUAUUUCCUACAUAUUCCUAUGUGGCUUUACGUAUUGAUACAUAUAUAUAUAUAUAUAUAUAUCUCGUGAUAUUUGUCACUAA
Camellia sinensis is the source of this 963-nucleotide messenger RNA. RefSeq names its product GTP-binding nuclear protein Ran1A. Gene Ontology annotation, cellular component: nucleus; cytoplasm. Gene Ontology annotation, biological process: protein import into nucleus; ribosomal subunit export from nucleus. NCBI's taxonomy places the organism in Eukaryota, Viridiplantae, Streptophyta, Magnoliopsida, Ericales, Theaceae. Gene Ontology annotation, molecular function: GTP binding; GTPase activity. The record is from RefSeq and is a predicted model, not a curated record.